CCCGUCAGGUGUAGUCUUCAUAAAUGCUGAUUUAUUUUUAAAAUGAGCCGGUCGAGGUACCCUUUUCUGGUCAGAUAUGGAUGAAUGUCAGACAUUUAUCCUAUCCACUGGUAGUAAAUAUUCAACCCUCGAAUCUCCUCCUUAUUUUUCAUGAUUUUUUUUAGUGCCGCUUUAACACACGAGUCUAUGGGAAAUGAAUUAGGCAUGUGAUACCUAUAGUUUAUUCCUUCCACCGUGCGACACCUUGAUACUUGAGCGCGCGCUUGAGCAACGGAGAAUGAACCGCGCCUCUCUUUCAUGCGUAACAGUCACAGACGUGAUCGUAAUACGAUCAUACUAUGAUUGAACAUCACAAUCGGCUCUUCGAAGUUAUUGGAUUAGAACCAAUUUGAUAUGAUCGGCUCGUUCAUAGUUUGACACCAUGACCCUUAUCUACAAACUUGCCUUAUUAUUACUGCUUUCAUAUGACGGGAGUUGCAGCCUUUUGACAAAGGAGCUAGUUAAGAAGUUAUUCCAUGGAGAUGAUCCUUAUGAUAGGCACAUUAGACCUGUUAUCAACGAAUCAACACCUACCGAUAUUAAAAUGCUGCUAUUUGUUUCACAAAUCCUCGACAUGGACGAGAGGUUGCAGCAAUUGAAGACUAACGUGUGGCUGACUUAUGAAUGGUACGAUGAGUUUCUUCGCUGGGAUCCUGCCGAGUACAGCGGAUUAACCAGUUUCAAAUUGACCUCUGACCUCAUUUGGAUGCCAGAUAUCGUCAUAUAUAACAAUGCUGCUGAUGCGUACAAACCUUACAUGUUCAACAAGAUUGUGAAGGUAGAACAUGAUGGUCACAUAAACUGGGCAUCGCCAUGUAUCAUCCAGUCCAGCUGUCAGCUUGAUGUUGCAAACUUUCCUUUUGAUUACCAGAAAUGUCCAAUCAAGUUUGGUCCUUGGCAACACGAUGGCUCCGAGCUAAUGCUCUCUGGUUCAGGUGAUGGGACUGUAUUCCGUAGUGAUGGGGAAUGGGACAUGAUAGGACUGAAUUACGAGACUAGUUUAAUGUCUUACCCAGAUUCGCCCGAGGCCCAGUAUUAUGACGUCACCUACACCAUCCACAUCAGGAGACGGUCUAUGUAUUACGUAUUCAACCUGCUGGUUCCUUGUAUCCUGAUCGCAUCAAUCACUCUUCUUGGUUUUCUACUUCCGGUUGAUUCAGGAGAGAAGGUAUCUCUUGGUAUUACAGUCCUUCUCUCACUCACAGUCUUCCUGCUCCUCAUAGCUGAAUCAAUGCCGCCCUCUAGCGUUGUGCCCAUUAUAGGUCAUUAUUACGUAUCCACGAUGGUCCUCGUAUCAAUCUCUAUCCUCCUAACGGUGUCAGUGAUCAACCUUCAUCAUCGUGGACCAUACUGCAAAAGAGCUCCUAUGUGGAUCCGUAGGAUCAUUCUUGGUAAUCUAGCAAAGAACCUACGGCUGCAACCUGAUGAUUUCAAGAAUGAGUUUCAUCCACAGAAAAGAGGCUUCCAUGCGAAUGGACAUCUUUCCUCUUUCCAACGUACCAGCUUCAGGAGAAGAACCCUAGAGGAAAGGGGCAAGUACCAGUCAGAGAAUAGUCAAGUAAAGCCACCGGGGGAUGGAACAAUUCAAAAUGGCGGUCGACAGGAUAACGCAAGCAAUCUGUUGUUACUACGACAGAUGAAUGAUCACAUGCGGUACAUUCGCUUUCAUUUUGAAGACGACGAUAACACCGAGGAUAUCAAGAACGAAUGGAAACAGAUCGCGCUGGUGAUCGACCGCCUCUUCGCUAUCUUCUACGUGCUUGGAUCGAUCGGGACUGUCAUGAUCCUCGUAUUCAAAAUAGUUGAUUAAUAAUUGGCAUUACUCUCUAAAUUCCGCAGAUUGAAAGGCAAUCUAAUAGCUUGUAGUCAGGAUCGAUCCAAAUCGGAUCUGAAGUUCCAGUCGGAUGAGGUAAUUCUAUUAGAUUGAAAACUCAAUCCAGAUUUGGAUUGGUCCCUGAAUCUGUUUCAAUCUGAGGAAUUUAGAGAGUAAGAUAUUGUUUGAUGCCAUCUUUUGCGGCGUUGCAGGAAAAUUAAAUUAAAUAUCAAAUCAAGCAUAAGUCCAAAAAAAACAGCACUAUAAUCCUUUGCUUAAAUCCAGAUAUUGUUUGAUAUAUAUGUUCAAUUGAAACUCAACUUUCUUGCAAUGCCUAAUUAUGCUUGAUUUGCAAUUAAACAUAAGUUUCUGCAAUGCCUAAGGAGGUCUUUUCUUGUGACCAUCAUAACAAACAUUUUAUUCACUAUCUUUCUAACCGUAACGAGGUUUCGUUGAAAUUCGUAUUUUAAAUAGCUGAGAUCAUGAUUACUUAAAAUAUUAUGGACUGGGCUUGAGAGGGAUGUCACCUUCAUUUCUCGAGUCAAGGACGAGCGCGCAAUGAGCCUAGUUCAUGUCUCAUCCAUAGGUCUCAUCCCAAGAAAGUGCGCGGUUUAUAAUAAUUAUUUGCAAAUAAGAUCUACCGCAACUUACAGUAUUCGUGAUCUCAAAAUUAUGAUCGCUAUAAGCAUGAGCAAGGUUCUCUCGUAGGUAACGUCGUCUAGAAGUGUUUUCAGUAGUGGUGUCAAAGGGUAAUUGCCUCAUUUUUCAUUUUGUAGUAUAAACAAACCUUUAAAACAAUGCGCUAUAUUAAUCUCUAUAUUGUUAUAAUAAAUUUUACUCUUUUAAUUGGGGAAAUAUUCUGUUAUAUGCCAGAUUAUGUCUACCUGCUUAUUGAAAAUAAUAGUUUUACACAUUGUAUUAAAAAAAAAAAGAUAUCCUGUUGCAUCAUCACAUUUCACGUUUUAUUGUACACCGGCCCGUAUUCUGAACUCGGGUUUAAAUGAAACCCUGGUUUAAAGUUGUGGUUUAACUAUGUAGAGCCAAUUGGGGCACAAUUCCCUAACAGUACAUAUUCCAUUUUUAAACUCAUAUAACACCCAAAUUGUUCAUAAUUGUCUGGGAAUGAAAACUGAAGUAUUUUUCCUUACUAUCAAAGCAAAAGGAAACAAAAUAGUACACACAAGAAAUAUACAAUAUAAACAGACAUUUUGAAUUUUGGCUCCCCAUAAUUUUAGCACGGAGUUCAGAAUAUGGACCAUGAAUAUAUCGAUAAGUUUAUACCGCAGAGCUGUGAAUAUAAACGAAGUGAUUUUGGCAAUGUCCAUGGUGUCUGUUCACUAAUAGCUGCAGAAUGAAAUGUGUUCAGACUUUCUACGGUCUAUCUUAGCAAAGUAAGGAAUAUAGUUCGAUUGGCAUAACACUCGGAACCCUUAUAAUAUUAAUAUGUACAUGUACUUCCAUGUAUGAUAUGUAUAUAUGUAUAAAUUUAGAUAUCUAUAUUUAUCAACACCAGAGAAAGAGAAGUACACUAACACUUUUUAUAUUAAGAAAUACUGCUUUUUAAAAUAUUUAUUAGCAUACGGCAUGUUUGGUAACAACCUAGUUGCAUUGAAGUUGACAGACAUUGGUUUUUAAAAACUUUCCAUAAGCAAAUGAUAUGAUACGCCUUGGGUAUUUCAACAAAAUAUAAAAUUUCGGUAUAUAUAAUUACAAGUAUCAUUAUAUCAUCUUCAUCAAUACUAUUACCAUGAUUAUAGUUUUUCAAUGACUACUCAUUCAGCUACGCGUUUGGCUAGCAGUCCCAUGGAUAGGAUGAUUAGUACUUUGUAUGAUGGCAAUGUAAUUCAUGCUGGAUUGUGAGGUAUAUAGUAUUUGAUGUCAAAUCACCUUUCCACAGAUGCAAAAAGGAAAAUAAGUCCGAUGUCAAAUUUAUAUUUAAAAAUAAUCUA
Messenger RNA from Lytechinus pictus (painted urchin), 3801 nucleotides. Its product is annotated as neuronal acetylcholine receptor subunit alpha-10-like. Gene Ontology annotation, biological process: nervous system process; chemical synaptic transmission; monoatomic ion transmembrane transport. The record is from RefSeq and is a predicted model, not a curated record. The transcript is spliced from 9 exons. Gene Ontology annotation, molecular function: transmembrane signaling receptor activity; acetylcholine-gated monoatomic cation-selective channel activity. Lineage: Eukaryota; Metazoa; Echinodermata; Echinoidea; Temnopleuroida; Toxopneustidae. Gene Ontology annotation, cellular component: plasma membrane; neuron projection; postsynaptic membrane. Bases 422 to 1849 code for a protein of 475 amino acids.